Arctia plantaginis is the source of this 3570-nucleotide messenger RNA. Lineage: Eukaryota; Metazoa; Arthropoda; Insecta; Lepidoptera; Erebidae. The record is from the annotation of a GenBank genome assembly.
AUGCUUAUUGUUUCGACGAACAUUAGAGAUUCUUUCAAGAUGACGGACUCUGUACCGAAUACGGAAGUUGAAGAUUUAGAAGACGGAGAGAUCGAGAGUGAAGGUGAAGAUGCCCCAGAAAAUCGAACAGAGGAGAAAAAUAUAGAAACAGUACCGACGCUUGAUGACAAAGUAUCACUAGAAAAAACAGAAUCCCAAGAUUUUUAUUACUCUAAAUCAGGUAAGAAAAAGAAAUCAAAAUCUAGUAAAGGGGAACAAAAAAAAGACAAAAGUAAAAAGAAUCGAAAGUAUUCUAGUCCCACUGAAGAUGACUUUGCUGGUAAUAUUGAAAAAGCAAUUAGGAAAGCAAUGAACAAAAAUGAUUGUGUUGAAGGCUUCAAUGAAGACGACGUAGAUGAACGCCGUAGACAUAAAAAAAGAAAGAAGCACGAUAGUAAGGAGGGUGGAAGUAAAAAGCGUAAAAAACAAGAGUAUUCAGACGAGGUUGAUGAAAGUGAGAUGAUGUGUGUUAGAGGUGCCUCCCCCGUGCAUAGGCAAUCACCAGUUGAAAUGUAUCCAGAAGAUGACAGAGAUUCGUAUGCAUCCGAUAGUAGCCAGGAGUCUAGGGAGCAACCACAUCACCGUCAACAGCGUCACAAUAGAUCUCAACGUGAUCGUAACAAAAAUAACAAAAAUGACAGAAGAAGAGGUACUCAUCCCUUGCAAGAUCCCGAUGGCGUCUGUUUGUAUUAUAUGCAAGGUAAAUGUCAUAAGGGCGACGAUUGCAUUUACUCACAUGACGCACAACCUCCACGAAAAAUGGAGUUAUGUAAAUUUUAUUUAAUGGAUUGUUGUGCUAAGAGAGACAAGUGUCUGUACAUGCAUGCCGAUUUUCCGUGUAAAUAUUAUCAUACUGGGCUUCCGUGUAUAUACAAAGAAGAUUGUAAGUUUGCACAUGGAAAACCGUUAACUGAUAACUUAAAAAAUAUAUUACUGAAACACAUCGAAUCCGCUCCUAAAGAAAUUUUAGGUGAUUUUCCUAGGCUAAAUAGAGAAGGGGCUUUAAAGAUGAUACAAACAACGCAAAAUAAAUUAGUACAACAAUACUCUGAAAGUCAGGAACCACAAGAAAAAUCCAUUCCAUCGCUCUUUGAGCUAAAUAUACCAAACCCCCAAAAUACUCUAGAUUCCUUGCAAAACAAUCAAUUUCUAAAUGACAGACAAAAUAAAUUAUCACCUAAAGUACGACAGUCACGGUGGCAAAAUGAUGCUUCUAAUCAGAAUUUCAAUAACGUAUCACAAAAUAGUACCAUGACGACCACUGACAUAUUAAGCAUUAAGAAUCUAAACGGAGUCUUAAGUCCUCGACAAAUUGCCGAUCUUACAAAAAUGGGAAUUGAAAAUUUAGAUCAGCUCGGCCAAUUAACGGUGUUACAGCUUAAUAGCAUUGGAUUAUCUCUCAAACAGAUAACUGAAAUUCAGUUAAAUACAAUGAACAUACAGAAGUUAGGACUAAUAACUAACAACGAACCUCAACAGUAUGUAAGUCAAACAACUGUAACACAAGAUUUGGACUUACGAGUACCACCGGUAGCACCAGUAUCUAACAGUGUAACUAUUGCGGCUGAUUUGCCAGGUCAAGACGUAGACAUGCGAUUUCAUCCAUCUGUAUUACUGCCGCCAGCUGAUGAUAGUUCUAUAAAUAAUGCAAACCAGGAGUUGCAAGCAAAUAAAGAUAACAUGAUUGACAUAGAUCAAUAUACAAAAGAUGCUUUAAAAUUUGCGUCUAAAGAUAAAGAAAAUAUUGAUAUAUCCAAUGAAGCCUUUGACACAGAUAAGCCUGUAAUUUCGAACGAGUCUAAGGAUGUAGACCACAGAGUCCUUCCUUUUUCGGAUGAAGAUCCGAGACUAUUACACUCAGUUAUAAAAGAAAAUAGCUUAGGAAAAGAAUGUGAUACUGAUAUAAGAUUUCUUCAUCCAGAAUCGUUGUUUAAAAAUUCUGAAAAGAGACACCGUCGUUCAACUACAGAUGAUGAAGAUAAUAACUUACUGAUUGAUGAAAAAUGGUAUUCUAGUGAUGAAGAAAAGGGCGUGAAAAGAAAGUCUCCAGCAUCAUCACCAAAACAAACACCCCCCUCUCCACAACUGCCUGCCCCUCACGUUAUAGAAGCGUCAGCAGUACUUAGUAGACUCGGUGAUCUCUCGAAAAUAGAUAUUAGUGAAGAGGUCACAAAAUUAUUGAAUACCAUGAAAAAUAAUUUGCAAGAGAAUAAAGUAGAUAGUAAUACUGAAGGAGCUGAAUCACCUCAGAGAUCAAGGGAUCCUCGGUCUAGGCGAUCUCCAGAAAAAGUAAGUGAUCCCAUUAAACCUAUCACUAAAAAAACUCCCAAAGUGUCUAUUUAUGAGUGUGUAGAUGGUGAGCCAACAGACGGCCGACGAAGAACUGAUGUCGAUUUGCGAAAGACUGACUUUAACCUUCCAUCUUUUGGUGAUACAGAUCUGCGUCAAACUAGUGGUGACAUUGAUUUUCGUUUAGGAUUACCUUUCAAACCUCUUCCAAACUAUACUCCUGCAUCUGAAAUAAACGGAUCGAUUAAUAGUCAUCCGCCUAUCCCAUAUAAAUUAGUAACAAUAGAUAUACCUCGACCCGAUUACACAGAUAUUAGAAAUAGUACUGCAAAAUCCCAAGCUUUGGUUGAUCCUAGAUUAAGGAAAGUCUUUAGAUUAUCCGUCGAAGAAUCUAACAGUGAUAGUGAAAAGUCAUCUAAAACACCUGCCGCUCCUGCGGGCCCUAGAAUCGAUCCGCGAAGAAAGCCUAAGGAUGCUGUUGAAUCUGUGAGUCAAGAACAAAAAUCCAAUUCCUUGGAUUUACAAACUAUUUUGCAAAACUCUAAUUGGUAUAAAGACUUAAGUUCAACUCAAAAAAUAUUUGUAAAUCAACAUUUAGCCCCUGUGACACAAAUGAUAAAGCAGUAUCAACAAGAAAAGUCACCUGGAAAAAUAUUUGAUUUAGGUGUAAUUCAAGGUAACAGUGUUUUAUGUAGUAUACUUACAAAUUUAGGUAUCUCACUGGGAGAAAACGGUGAGUAUUCUUAUUUACCAAAACCCAAAGCACCCUUACUUAAAACGCCCAUUAAUUUCAACCAAAACCAAUUUGUCAUGAAUAGUAAUAUGUCUGGACCACCGAAUUCAAUGGAUGGUGGUAACAUAAACUUGAUGAAUAUGCCCAUGGGUAUAGGAGGUAUGAAUAAUAUGAAUUUAGGUAAUAAUAUGCACGGAUUUAAUCAGCCAAUAUCAGAUCCUCGUGGAGGUCCCACACCUGGUUUAUUAGGGAUAGCUCCGAACAUCCCGCAUAAUUUUAAUAAUAAGUUUGCCGGGCCCAAUAAUUUUGGAAAUAUGCCGUUUAACGGUCCAGGUCAAGGUAAUGAUUUUAACUUUAUGGAUGGCGAACAAAAUUAUCCUAGAUUCCCUAACAGAGGAAACCAUCGAGGGCGUGGCAAUGAUCGUUGGAAUCGUGGUAAUCCUGGUAGAGGUCAUAGAGAGCGAAAAAAUUUCAACGAUCGAGGCAGUUGGAAAAAUGAUAGAAAUUAG